Miscanthus lutarioriparius is the source of this 1407-nucleotide messenger RNA. Lineage: Eukaryota; Viridiplantae; Streptophyta; Magnoliopsida; Poales; Poaceae. The record is from the annotation of a GenBank genome assembly.
AUGGCGACCGCCGCGAGGGAGAGGCGCCUGCCGCUGGCGCUGCCCCUGGCCACACUAAUCGGCCGCGAGCUCCGCGCGGGGGGCUCCGAGCGCCCGGCCCUGCGCUACGGCCACGCCGGCUUCGCCAAGCGCGGCGAGGACUACUUCCUCGUCAAGCCCGACUGCCUCCGCGUCCCCGGGGACGCCGCAUCCGCGUUCUCGGUCUUCGCCGUACGUACCGCCCUCACUCGCCCCUCCCUCUCCGCUGCUGCUCUCUAUCUUCCUCUCUCUUGCUUCCUGCUGCGCCCUGAUCUGACGCCUCUCCGCUGCUUGGAUCUGGCGCGCCAGGUGUUCGACGGCCACAACGGCGUGUCGGCGGCGGUCUACAGCAAGGAGCAUCUGCUCGAGCACGUCAUGAGCGCGCUGCCGCCGGACAUCGGCCGCGACGACUGGCUUCAGGCGCUGCCCCGCGCGCUUGUCGCCGGUUUUGUCAAGGCCGACAUCGAUUUCCAGCGCAAGGGGGAGGUGUCUGGAACCACGGCGACACUUGUGGUCAUCGAUGGGUUCACGGUCACCGUGGCGUCGGUGGGGGACUCGCGCUGCAUCCUGGACACGCAGGGCGGCGAGUUGCAGCUGCUAACCGUGGACCACCGCCUGGAGGAGAAUGCAGAGGAGAGGGAGCGCGUCACGGCCAGCGGUGGCGAAGUAGGUCGGCUCAAUCUCUUCGGUGGCCAGGAGGUCGGUCCUCUCCGGUGCUGGCCUGGUGGCUUGUGCCUUUCGAGAUCCAUUGGGGACAUGGAUGUUGGGGAGUUCAUUGUGCCCAUUCCACAUGUCAAGCAAGUCAAGCUAUCAAACACCGGAGGAAGGCUGAUAAUAGCAUCAGAUGGCAUAUGGGAUGCGUUAUCCAAUGAAGCAGCUGCACAAGCAUGCAGAGGAUUGCCUGCAGAACUGGCAGCCAAGCUUGUCGUUAAGCAAGCUCUGAAAACAAGCGGGCUAAAGGAUGACACCACCUGUGUCGUAGUUGACGUUAUCCCAUCCGAUCAUUUGACAUCACCGCAAUUGUCUCCAAAGAAAAAUCAGAACAAGUUGAAGUCACUUUUUCGUAGAAAGUCGCAUAGUUCAGUUGGAAAACUUGGGGGCAAGUCUGCCUCCAUUGGUUCUGUGGAGGAGUUAUUUGAAGAAGGGUCUGCAAUGUUAGAAGAAAGGUUGGGUAGGAAUUUGUCCUUGAAAGCUGCUUCACCACCUUUUCGCUGUGCAAUCUGCCAAGUGGACCAAGAGCCAUUCGAAGAUUUGAUGACAGAUAAUGGAGGUGGUUACUGCUCUUCCCCAUACGCUCCAUGGGGUGCUCCAUAUCUUUGUUUGGACUGUCGGAAGAAGAAAGAUGCAAUGGAAGGUAAAAGAUCUAGCCGCUCUACAGCAUGCAGGUGA